Helicoverpa armigera (cotton bollworm) is the source of this 3480-nucleotide messenger RNA. It is a transcript of the gene Hdc, whose product is annotated as histidine decarboxylase. Gene Ontology annotation, biological process: histamine biosynthetic process; L-histidine catabolic process. The record is from RefSeq and is a predicted model, not a curated record. Bases 112 to 2796 code for a protein of 894 amino acids. The transcript is spliced from 19 exons. Gene Ontology annotation, molecular function: histidine decarboxylase activity; pyridoxal phosphate binding. Gene Ontology annotation, cellular component: cytoplasm. NCBI's taxonomy places the organism in Eukaryota, Metazoa, Arthropoda, Insecta, Lepidoptera, Noctuidae.
GAACAGUAUCGGCCCACCCUGUGAAUGAGUUGUUUCGAAAAAUAAAACAAACAAAAGUGUCAGUUUUUUGAAUUCACAUAUUUUCCAAAAAAUCUAUAACCCAUCGAUAAAAUGGAGCACACAGAGUUCCGCGUCAAAGCUAAAGAGAUGGUAGACUACAUAGCUGAUUACCUGGAGAACAUUCGAGACCGUCGGGUGUACCCCAGCGUGCAGCCAGGCUACCUGCACAAGCUGCUGCCGAAGGAAGCCCCCCAGACUCCUGAGCGAUGGGACGAUAUCUUCAAAGAUGUGGAUGAGCAUAUUAUGCCCGGGUUGGUGCACUGGCAAAGUCCCCAUAUGCACGCGUACUUCCCCGCGCUCACCUCAUACCCCUCAAUCAUGGGGGAGAUGCUGUCCAGCGCCCUCAACGUGCUGUGCUUUACUUGGGCCUCAUCUCCCGCUGGUACUGAGUUGGAGACUAUAGCUAUGAACUGGCUCGGCAAGCUGCUGGGGCUACCGGAUUGCUUCCUCAACGAGAAGAAUGAUAGCCCGGGCGGUGGAGUUAUACAGACAACAGCAAGUGAAGCGACCCUAGUAAGUCUUCUAGCAGCGCGCACGAGGGCUCUGAUGGAACUCUCCAAGCUGAACCCUGAGGUGCAGUCAGCCGAACUGCUGGGACAUCUGAUAUGUUACUGUUCAGACCAGGCUCAUUCUUCGGUGGAGAAGGCUGGACUUAUUGGUCUGGUCCGCAUGCGCUACAUCGAGUCGGAUGAGAACCAGAGCAUGCGAGGAGACCAGCUCGACAAAGCCAUCGCCAGCGACAAGGAAAAGGGACUCGUUCCAUUCUGGGUUUGCGCGACUCUCGGCACAACAGGUUCGGUAGCCUUCGACAAUCUUCGUGAGAUCGGCCAGGUGUGUGAGAAGCACGGAGCCUGGUUGCAUGUCGAUGCUGCGUAUGCAGGCAGUGCAUUCACUUGUCCUGAGUACAGGCACUGGCUCGAUGGCAUUGAGAUGGCUGACUCCUUCGCCUUCAAUCCUUCUAAGUGGCUGAUGGUCAACUUCGAUUGUACUGCUAUGUGGGUAAAAGACAGCACAGCUCUUCACAGGACUUUCAACGUGAACCCAAUUUAUUUGAGGCACGAGAAUUCAGGAAAAGCAAUUGACUACAUGGUCGGUGACAGAAAGUCAUACUACAAGAAAAACCCACUGAGGAAGAUAAACAACAUCUUAAAAGGUACAGCCAACCCAACGAUCACCGUAAACGGUGAUGAAGCAACAAACGGUGAUGAAAUCAUCACCAAAACCGACAAACCAAAGAUUGAAAAAGAUAUAAACGGGAAUAUAGAAAACGGUGAUGUCGGAAAAGAUGAUGACUUGUACGAAGAUGAUGAUGAUGUAAACCUACAUGGUUACAACAAUAUGUCUUCUGGUUGUGGUGAACAGAUACAACUUGAAGAUCCGCAUAAGAAAGAACUUCUACACUGGCAAAUUCCACUCAGUCGUCGCUUCAGGGCUUUGAAGUUAUGGUUUGUUCUCCGUAACUAUGGUGUGACAGGGAUUCAGAAGCAUAUUCGUGAGGGCGUUCGUUUGGCUCAGAAGUUUGAAGCUCUUGUUUUGGCUGAUCAGCGAUUUGAGAUUCCUCAACCGAGGAAUUUGGGCAUGGUAGCGUUCCGUAUGAAGGGAGACAACGCUUUGACCGAACGGCUGCUGAAGCGCUUGAACGCCCGCGGCUUCAUCCACGCCGUGCCAGCCUGCUUUAAAGGAACAUAUGUCAUUAGAUUCACUGUCACCUCUUCUAGGACUACCAACCAGGAUAUCUUGGAUGACUGGAAUGAAAUAAAGACUGUUGCAAAGGAAAUACUGACAGAUGUCUUUGGAUCAGAGGAUGGUAAUAUUGUCGUGCCGAAGAAACCUAGGAUCUCUCUCAAAGAAACUCGUGAGCUGAACGCGACAUUUGGUACCAGUCUUCUCUUAGCCAACAGCCCUAUGAGUCCUAAGAUUGUCAAUGGUACCCACGCCGCUAUUUGCGAUUACGAACAACUCCUGACUUCUUGCGCCCAUACCUUCGCUCAGUUGAAAAUGGAGCCUAAAGACAGCCCCGAGAUGCGCCGACGCAUCAGGGGUAUCAAAAUGGUUGGCAAGAAGUUCUCCCUGGACUCCUGCAUGGACAUGGUCCAGGGUAUGAUGGUGGAACAGUCUCUUCCUCAGUGUUGCGAAGACGAGAGGGAAGACGUCUCCAAUGGAUCCAGCCCGGGAGACAGGUCCUCGUUAACAUCAUCACCAGUGACAUCUAUCGGGACUAUCAAGCAAGAAACAAAUUCAGACACAAACCAACUGCAAGUACCUAUUGCUCCUUCUCGACAGAGGUCUAAAUCCGUCGACGUGGCACUCUCCGGGCUUUCCUUAGACGACGCCAAAAUAACUAUCGAUGUAAAAAACAAUGAAAUUAUAAUCACUCCUACAGCAUCCAAAGAUAUAGCCGAAGAAAUGACUUCUAAAACAGAUUAUAGAGAAAUAGAGGAAAAAUUAAAUAUUGGGGAUAAAAUCACUCAGGCGUUCGAAAAUUUUCAGGACGGGUUGCAAAUGUUGAGCGAGUAUAAAAAUACUGUUGAUAAAGAUGAUUCUAAUACUAAGUUGACUAUCAGAGGUCCUGGUAGUUAUAUUAAGAAAUUGAUACAACAGUUUAGUGAAGGGCCUUUUGAAACUGAAGACUCUAAGCCUGAGUCUGACAGGGCUAUGUCUACGCAAACUAUUAAGGAUAGGGCCGAUGCAAUCUGUAAAAAAUGCUUGCAUUACAAAGGAAAGAUUUCGAAGUAAUUUUGGAAAGAUAUUUAACAGUAUUUUUAUAUUAAGUUCAACUUUAAAGCAACUGUUUCAUUUUUUACGCUUAUUUUGAUAAAUAUUUGCCUGGAUCGAUAGUCACGUGUAUAAUUUUAAUAUCUUCUUGCUUUUGUUACGCUAAAAUGUUAUAGUAUUUUAAGAAUAUUAUAUAUCUCAAGACUUAUUGUUUUUUGGAGGUAUUCCUCGGAGCGCCACCGUUUUGAGGCGCACCCGAAAAGAGCGAGAGAGAGGAGCGUACCUUUUAGUAACGCUCCCGAAAAAAAUUAUUACUAAAAGGAGCGCUCCGACUAAUAAUGAAAGUGCCUCUUAUCUAGUGCGCCUCAAAACGGUGGCGCUUCGAGAAAUACCUUUUUUUUCUGAACCAAUGUGAUUAUCACUUGUUAAACAUUACUUUAAGGAAUUUAGUUCUGUUAAAUGGUGAAGGAUAAUAUUUUAAGUUAAUGCACAAUUAUUUGCUUCUUGUAUUUAAAUAAUAUGCUUUUGUAAAAUAUUUUCACACCGUUAUUAGUUAUUUUAAGUUAAUAAUAUAAUGAGAAAACGUAUCGUAUUUCCAUUAUAUACACAAUGUAAAUUAAUCAUGUAUAUCCAAAAAAUAUCCAUGUUUAUAAAACGAAAAAUGUAUCUCAUAUAUUCGAAAUACAUGCAAUGUACCUACUUUCG